Messenger RNA from Mesitornis unicolor (brown roatelo), 843 nucleotides. RefSeq names its product transcription factor AP-2 beta (activating enhancer binding protein 2 beta) (gene TFAP2B). The transcript has 5 exons. The record is from RefSeq and is a predicted model, not a curated record. Gene Ontology annotation, biological process: anatomical structure development; regulation of transcription by RNA polymerase II; regulation of cell population proliferation. Gene Ontology annotation, molecular function: DNA-binding transcription factor activity, RNA polymerase II-specific; RNA polymerase II transcription regulatory region sequence-specific DNA binding. Lineage: Eukaryota; Metazoa; Chordata; Aves; Mesitornithiformes; Mesitornithidae. The annotation marks the transcript as partial. Gene Ontology annotation, cellular component: nucleus.
UCAGUUGAAGAUGCCAAUAACAGCGGUAUGAACUUAUUGGACCAGUCUGUCAUUAAAAAAGUUCCGGUUCCUCCAAAAUCAGUUACUUCUUUGAUGAUGAAUAAAGAUGGCUUCCUGGGUGGAAUUUCAGUCAAUACCGGCGAGGUGUUUUGCUCUGUACCUGGCCGCUUGUCUUUGCUUAGUUCAACUUCAAAGUAUAAAGUAACUGUGGGAGAAGUUCAAAGACGCCUUUCUCCUCCAGAGUGUCUGAAUGCAUCCCUCCUAGGAGGAGUCCUUAGAAGAGCCAAAUCGAAAAACGGGGGGAGAUCUUUGCGAGAAAGGCUAGAAAAAAUCGGUUUGAAUUUACCAGCCGGCAGGCGUAAGGCUGCAAAUGUCACUUUACUCACCUCCCUGGUGGAAGGUGAGGCCGUUCAUUUAGCUCGGGAUUUUGGGUAUAUCUGCGAAACGGAGUUCCCAGCCAAAGCUGUUUCUGAGUACCUGAACAGGCAGCACACGGACCCCAGCGACCUCCACUCCAGGAAAAACAUGCUACUUGCGACAAAGCAACUUUGUAAAGAAUUUACAGAUCUCUUGGCCCAGGACAGGACACCCAUUGGAAACAGCCGGCCCACCCCUAUUUUGGAACCCGGCAUUCAGAGCUGCUUGACUCACUUCAGCCUCAUCACCCAUGGCUUUGGGGCCCCCGCUAUCUGCGCUGCCCUCACGGCCCUUCAAAACUACCUGACUGAAGCUCUCAAAGGCAUGGACAAGAUGUUCUUGAACAACAACACUGCUAACAGGCACACAUCUGGCGAAGGACCAGGUAGUAAAACUGGAGACAAGGAAGAGAAACACAGAAAAUGA